Molecule: messenger RNA, 2598 nt
Organism: Archocentrus centrarchus (flier cichlid)
Lineage: Eukaryota; Metazoa; Chordata; Actinopteri; Cichliformes; Cichlidae
Product: thyrotroph embryonic factor-like
Exons: 4
Coding region: 178-1302 (374 amino acids)
Biological process (GO): regulation of transcription by RNA polymerase II
Cellular component (GO): nucleus
Molecular function (GO): RNA polymerase II cis-regulatory region sequence-specific DNA binding; DNA-binding transcription factor activity, RNA polymerase II-specific
Source: RefSeq, a predicted model, not a curated record
AGGAGUCUGUGGUGUUUUCGAGUCCUGAAAGCUUGAAUAUUGGCAAACGGGCUUGAAAGCAGCGAUACCGUCGACACUAGCUCGGAGCCGCGGUUCUCGUAUUUCUGUUUUUCGGGCGCAGCUCUCGGUACCGAAGACAGCGUCGGCCCCGGCCUUCCCGGAGCUUGGCACCGAACAAUGCCUGGCAAAGCCGCGAUGGCAGUGGAGCUCCAACCCAGCGAUAACGCCGCUUCAGCGGCCCCGCAGAAGUCUUUCCCUUUUGUUUUAAAGAAGAUUAUGGACAUUCCCCCUCCUAACAUCCUGGAGGAAGGAGAAGACGAAUUAGAGAAGGAGAAGCUGUGUUCCUCUGAGGAUGUGGAUGGAGGAGCUGUGGCAGCCAGUGAUGGUGGCGGCUCCAGAGGAGGUGGUGGUAGUGGGGGCAGUGGAGGGGUAUCAGCCUCCCUGACCCCAGCCAUCUGGGAGAAGACCAUUCCGUAUGAUGGGGAGACCUUCCACUUAGAGUACAUGGACUUGGAUGAGUUCCUCCUGGAGAACGGUAUCCCUGUGAGCCUAGAGGAGGAGGAACUGCAGAAAACUCUGACAGUGGAAGGCAAAGCCAUUCCCAAGGUUGUUGCAACACCUACUACCGCCACUCCUGCUACUACUGCUACUACAACAGCUACUCCCGAUACUCCUGCCACUGCAGACUCAGCACCCCCACCCUCUGACUCCACGGCCACCUCAGAUCCAGAGGAGCCUGUGACAGUCACCACGUUACAACCAGCUAAGCUAGAAGAGGAAGACGAGGAAGGACAAGAAGAGGAAGCGCAAGAAGAGGAAUCUUUGCCUGAGGAGGCAGCAGCAGCAGAAGCAGAAGUGAAGAAAGCAGAUGGCAACACUGCAGAACGUAACACACCCUCCCCGAUCGACCCAGACGCCAUUGAGGUGGACAUCAAUUUCCAGCCGGAUCCCACGGACCUGGUCCUGUCCAGCGUGCCGGGAGGUGAACUGUUCAACCCUCGCAAGCACAAGUUCUCCCAAGAGGAGCUGAAACCACAGCCGAUGAUCAAGAAGGCCAAGAAAGUUUUUGUUCCCGACGAGCAGAAGGAUGAGAAGUACUGGUCCAGAAGAAAGAAGAACAAUCUGGCAGCGAAGCGUUCCCGCGAUGCCCGUCGACUUAAGGAGAACCAGAUCACCGUGCGCGCCUCCUUCCUGGAGCGUGAAAAUGCUGCACUGAGGCAGCAAGUGGCUGAGCUGCGGAAGGACUGCGGUCGCUGUAAGAACAUCCUGGCCCGAUAUGAAGCCAAGUACGGCCCACUGUAAAAAGAAAAAGGGGGGAAAAAAAGAAAGGAAAAAAGAAAACUCACAAUAAAACCCAUGACCUAUUAACGAGACAAAAGCAGAACUCCCUUCCCCGCAAAUUUCAACACAGACACAAACACCAAGGGAAUCUAAAUUUGCACUGUUGUCUUCGCUGACCUCCAGUCACUGUGUCCAGCUCCAGUUUCUUAACAUAAUGCUGGAGUUUUGGAUGCACACGGUCAGGCAGUGAGGCAUGAUGGGAGCAGUGGUCACAGGGAAGGCCUGUGGAGAGCGCCUGGCUCCUACACUCAGAGAGGAAGUGGACUGUUCGGGAUACUCCCAUGGUUCAGAAAAUAUGGUUUGUCUCAAGAAAAGUUUAAGAAAGUCACGGGACAUGAAACGAGCCGCCUGGUUCAAAAGAAUUGUACGCUUUCAAAUUUGAUACAGCAGUUUCCAUCAGAGUACAGCACAUCUUAGUGGACCAAAGCAUGAGUAGCAUCAGUCAGAAGCUGCGUAUUUAGAGUGGUGCACACACACGCCUUCUGUUCCUCGUGUUGCACUUAGGUAGGAGGCUCAGAAGAAGAAUAUUUGCUAACCUGUAGCAGUCUGAGAGGAGAGAUGAAUGUAAGAGCAGGAGUCAGGUUUAGGGUGGUACUUCAGUAGGGGGGGGUGGGGUCAUGAAUGGAGUCCUUCAUUGGUGUGGUCCAGUCAGAGUUCUUCCUUCACACAAGCACGGCUCUGCACACUGUUUAAACACAACUGUUAUGUAUAUAUAUAAUCAUCCCCCUGUACCAUUUUUAUAGUGUGUAAUCCAUUUUGCACUUUUUCAUAAAAAACAAAAAGGCGUGUGUUAAGAUUAAGCUGGUAUUAGUUACCUUAUAAACAAUCACAAAGGGAGCUGUUUUAAUGGUAGCAUACUAAUGAAAAUGCAGGAAAAGCCUGCAGUUUAAAGCUACUGUGAUUUAAUAUCUUUUUUCUACUACGAUCGGCUUCCAGAGCCUCAAAAAGCUUCACUGAAGGAACAGGUUGUUUUAUUAAUGGGGAAAGGGUAGUAGCAUCUCUCUGUGGGUUACUGUUGAAGGCACACUGUAGGGUUGGUCUUAAGGGCCCUCCAUUGAGGGGGGGGUAUGUUCUCUUGUACAGUACUGUGCAAAAGUCCUGAGUCACUCUUCGUUUCUUUAUAUAUUGCUAGGAUAAUGGGAGAUAGGUGUAGACAUUUAUUGAAAUGUGCAAACAUACAUGGAAAUAUAUAAUGUAAAGAAACAGAGUUUGUACAAUUUUAACAAGCUCCGAAGUUAAUAUUUGGUGUGACCACCU